AAACUGCGAGAAACAGCUGGCGAGCAGGGCAUCUAUACGACACUUAGUUACUGUUGGGGACAAUACGAUAAGUGUCGCAGCCUGAAGGCCAACUUGUAUGCUCAUAAACAUAACAUAGUGUUUAAUGAGCUCCCUUCAGUUUUUCAACAAGCUAUCACAUUUACCCGAGCUCUACAGAUACGUUACUUAUGGAUCGAUGCUCUCUGCAUUGUCCAGGAUGACAGCGACGAUUUUACCCGCGAAAUCGCCAUUAUGGAUGACAUUUACAAAGGGGGAUUUUGUCGCAUUGCGAUUACUAGCUGUAAAGCUCCUACGGAAUCAUUCUGGCCGCCAAAG
This is a messenger RNA of Trichoderma virens Gv29-8, 336 nucleotides long. RefSeq lists its product as uncharacterized. The record is from RefSeq and is a predicted model, not a curated record. The transcript has a single exon. The annotation marks the transcript as partial. Lineage: Eukaryota; Fungi; Ascomycota; Sordariomycetes; Hypocreales; Hypocreaceae.